Schistosoma mattheei is the source of this 2031-nucleotide messenger RNA. The record is from the annotation of a GenBank genome assembly. Lineage: Eukaryota; Metazoa; Platyhelminthes; Trematoda; Strigeidida; Schistosomatidae.
AUGGAUUGGAUGGAUACCUUUUCGUUACCAAUGUCUCCCUUACUCCUCUCAAUAGUGCUGAUAAUCGUAAUGUACAUUAUUAAUACUCAGUAUUGUGGACAAAUAAAAGUGAAACAAGUUCAAUUCACCGAUAAUCAGUCUGUGAUAAUUGACGAAAAGACAGGAUUAAGAGCAUCUGUUAGAAAACUCUCUAUUAUCGAUGAUGUGCAACUGAAUUCCCCAUUUGAUAUCUUUAAAACAGGAUUAAGAAAGUCAAAAGAUAAAUAUUGUUUUGGAAUGCGUCAGUCAUUCAGUUCUCCAAUUAAAUGGAUUACUUAUGAAGAGGUUUAUGAGAAAAUUCAACAGUUUGGAUCAGCGUUAACGACACUGAUGGAAGAAAUCUCCAUGAAUAAUUUUGUUGGAAUUUAUGGAAAAAAUUCUCCAAAGUGGGUGAUAGCACAGUUAGCUGGUGCUGCAUACUCGUUUGUUACUGUACCGUUAUACAGUACUUUUGGUGAUGAAGCUAUAGUUCAUGUCAUUAAUGAAACUGAACUAAAAAUUAUUGUCUGUGACACAAUAUCUCAAGCUUGCCAUCUGAACAAAAUCAAUCCACAUAAACUUAAAAUGUUGGAAAAAGGAUGUACUAAUCGUUUACCUGAAAAGGUCCCGGAUGAUAACGAUCUAUGCAUGAUAUUAUAUACCAGUGGAUCACUAGGUUUACCCAAAGGAGUUAUGAUAACAAACAAAGCUUAUUUAAAUGCCGCAAAGCUAACUAUUAGCUUGGCAGAAGAAAAUCAUUUUUCAACUGAAGAUUUGUCGCAUGUUUCAUUCCUGCCUUUAUCACAUACGAUGGAACAGCUAACGAUGAUAUUGGCCAUGUUUUCUGGUGGUCGAAUCGGUUUUCUCACUGAUGGUAUUGAGUCAUUAUUUGAUGAUUUUAGAGAUUUUAAGCCAACGUUUUUUUGUUCUGUUCCAAGAUUGCUUGUUCGAUUAUAUAUGAAUUUUUCCAAAAAAGUGCAUUCUAAACCAAUAAUUCGGAAAGUAUGUCAAUACGAAAUAAACAAGAGAAUGGAAGAACAGAAACAUGGAAUAUAUCGAAGGAAUGGAAUAAUAGAUUUCCUAUUUUUUCGAGAAUUUCGUGAACUACUUGGUGGUCGAGUAAGAGCUAUUAUUUCAGGUAGCUCUCCAAUAGAUAGAGAUGUUCUUUGCUUUAUUAGAGCUGUUUUGAGUUGUCCUGUUAGUGAAGCAUACGGAUCGACAGAAACACUUGGCUUAGUAUGUAGUACAAUGUUUGAAGAUGUUGAUGCUUACCAUGUUGGAGCUAUUUCCCCUGGUGUGCAAAUUAAACUAAUAGAUGUUCCGGAAAUGGGUAUAUUCGUAUCCAAAGAUCAAAUGGGAGAGAUAUGCAUUCGUAGUAAAUCUAAUAUGCUUGGUUAUUAUAAAAAUCAAGAAAAAACGGAAGAAGUCCUUGAUUCAGAGGGCUUUGUUCACACGGGAGACGUUGGAGUUUGGUUAAAAAAUGGAGCAUUAAAAAUUGUGGAUCGAACGAAAAAUAUAUUUAAAUUAUCACAAGGAGAAUAUGUAGCACCAGAGAAAGUAGAGCAAACCUACUUAUUCUGUAAUCUAAUACAACAUGUGUACGUUGAAGGUCAUUCACUGAAACCUUAUGCAGUAGCAGUGGUUAAACCAAACUUUAGAAGAUUACGCAAGGAAGCAGUAGACAUUAUUAGCAAAUUAUCAAAAACAAUUUCAUCACCUAUUGAAAAAAAGUGUGAGAACAUGAAAGAUAGAGAAUUACUGGAGGAAAUAACCGAUGCUGAAUUAUGCACCAGUAAAGAAAUACGUGAAUUUAUCUUGGAGAGAAUGAACUCAAUUGCUAGAGAAAAAGGUUUAAAGGGAUUUGAACUGGCCCGCAAUAUCUACUUAACACCAGAACCGUUCACAGUAGACAAUGGAUGGUUAACUCCAACAAUGAAACUUGCAAGGAUAAAUCUACGAAAACAUUUUGCAAAUACUAUUAAAAAUCUGUACGAAGAAGAGAAGAGCUGUUAA